UUUUACAGUUAUGCUGAUGCCAGUGGAGCUGGGAAAGAUGUGUACGAAUUUGUCAAAGCAGUGGGGAGGUUUAAGGAAACAAAGAGAACUGAUGGGAUUUCGACAUCGGACAUUAUAAUGAGGAUUGUAAAAGAUUAUAAUCAGUAUGUGUUGCGUAACUUGGAUCGUGGAUAUACAAGAAAAGAGCUUGGUGUUAGUUUUGUGAAGGAAAAGAGGUUAAGGGUGAACAUGAGAUUGAAGAAAUUACAAGAGAAAGUGAAGGAACAUCAAGAAAAAGUGGGAGAGAAGGUAUGUCUUUUUAAUAAUGACAGUAUUGUUAUGCUGUAAUCACAACCAGCAUAGUGAAUUAUGUUAGGCACAAAUACCUUUGUUUAGUAUCUUUGAGUUGCCAUAAUCACAACCAGCAUAGUGAAUAAUAAUGAAUUUCGUUGCUGGCUUCCUCGUAUCAUGUUGGCUUUGGUUUACACCCAAAGACCCAGGGGUCUUAGGUUUCAAACUGGCAUCGAAGGGGGGAAAUCUUGGGAUUAUUAACAAUAUUAUAAGCUAUAUCAACAUAGUGAACUAGAAAACUCAUCCGCUUGUCAAUUAAUUCUUGGUGUAAUACUCACUCGUAAAUGAUUGGUGUCAGAAUUUUUCACUGAUUAGGUGUGAUCGUUUCAUUUUAUUUAAUUUUUAAUUCUGAACUCAGUGCCAAAAAUGCAUCUUCCUUAACGAGCUGAAAACUCCUUUUAUACUAAAGUCCAUGUCUAGUUCUGGACUCUUCUUGGUAGUGUCAUGUAGUCAACGCACUAUGGACUCGUUUGUUACAAGGGAUUUGCUUGGACUGGAUUGGCCAAACUUUAAUCCCAUGUUUGUUUCCCAUGGUUCUAAUCUUAAAUGGGAUUAACUAAUACUAGGCCCACCAAAAACACCUCCUUAGGUGUUCUUACAGAAGCCUGUGUGGAAAGGGCGGACAAAUUGUCCCAAGCCCUUCGCUAGCGACAUUGCAUCGCAGUGCCCCUCUCCCUCAACAAGCAACAUCGCCUGCAACCAACCACAACCAACAACCAAGAGCCAGCAGACCCACCCACCACCACUGCUUUCUCUCUCCUCCAGCCGCAACAUAGAUUCACCAUAUCCACCAUGGCCACUGCAUCAUCGUCCCCAGCCAUAACCAGUUCGAAAUUCAAAUAAAAAAAACACCACACAAACCCACUGCAUCAACUUCCCAAUCACCCCCCACCCCAGCAACAUUGAUGUUCCCCUCUCC
Molecule: messenger RNA, 1249 nt
Organism: Prunus avium (sweet cherry)
Lineage: Eukaryota; Viridiplantae; Streptophyta; Magnoliopsida; Rosales; Rosaceae
Source: RefSeq, a predicted model, not a curated record